UUAGAACCCUAGUUGCUCCGUGUUCUAGGGCAAGGAGGAGCUAGGGUUUUCGGAGCGGCAAGAGAUGGCCGAUGCGUCCAACAAGAAACGCGGCGCGCUUCGGCAGAUUACCAAGGACGAUCGGGCAGACGACGACGAGGAGGAUGCCUCUCCAUCGGAGCAAGGGACAUUCGCGAGGGCCAGCGACGAGGUACUCGCGACGAGGAAGAUUGUCAAGGUCCGGCGGAGUUCUUCCACGGCAGCAGCGCCAUCGGGGCCGAAUUUGUUCGCAAACAUCCAGCUCGUAGCUCCCAGCACCGCUCCUCCGGUGGUUUCUUCCACUCCAGCUCCAGCUCCGGUGAUGGAUUCGCCAGUGAAAGAUCCGGGCGAGAAUGCGAAGGAUGGAGGAAAGAAUGCGAAUGGAAACGGCAACGCCAAGGAAGAGGAAGAGAAGCAAGCAAAGGAAGAGGUGGCUCCAAACGAGAAUGGGGAGGAGGAGGGUGGCAAUCCAGGGAAAGCUCCAGUGGCAGCGGCGCUACCAAAAUCCUUCGAUCAAGUCUCCUCCAGCGCCAACGCAUUUGGAUCUUUCGGCACGGCCUUCUCCACCUCGAGCUUCUCCUUCUCGACGACUGGAUCAUCGUUUAGCUUCGGGAGCUCGCCGGCAAUGGGCUUUGGUUUCUUUGGCUCCUCCACCACCACCACAACCACCGCGACGCCAGCCGAGGGAGGGAAGUUCCCACUCUUUGGACAGGCGCCGCCGAGCAGCGGCGACACGGCGGCGCCGCCAUCGAGCAGCGGCGGCGGUGGCGGUGGCGGCGGCGGACACCCGACGGUGUCGCUUCAGGAGGUUCCGGUCGAGACGGGGGAGGAGAACGAAAAGGCGGCGUUCUCCGGCGAUGGGAUCCUGUACGAGUUCGUGGACAAGAGCUGGAAGGAGCGGGGCAAAGGCGAGCUCAAGCUCAACUUAUCCGAGGAUUUGAAGAAGGCCCGGCUGGUGAUGCGAUCCAGGGGGAACUUGAAGCUGCUGCUCAACGCCAGCCUCUUCCCGGACAUGAGGAUGAGCAAGAUGGACGGGCGGAGCGUCACGUUUGCGUGUGUCAACAGCGCCGCCGCCGCCGCCAGCGCCGCCAAGGAUGGCAAGGCUGUGCUUACCACGUACGCCGUGAAGCUGCGAGACGCGGCCGGGAUUCCAGAGUUCCUGGGGCUGGUUGAGGCGCACAAGGGGAUCAGGCCGGCGGCGGAGGUGGCGGAGGCGGCGGAGGAAGCGGAGGAGGUGGCGGCGGUGGAACAAAAGGCUGAUGAUCAAAGUGGCAGCGAAGAUGCUCAACGAAACGGUGGCGAGGAACAAGCGCCAAAAGAAGAACAGGUGUGAGCGAGCGAUCUUUCUACAUUUUGUUGUGUGCUUGCGAUCGAUCGAUCAACUUCAAAACAUUGAUAUUUGAUUGAAAUAGACUAAUCGGAAGAACAAAGUGAUAGCCA
Messenger RNA from Selaginella moellendorffii, 1458 nucleotides. Its product is annotated as nuclear pore complex protein NUP50A. Gene Ontology annotation, molecular function: GTPase activator activity. The coding region runs from base 65 to 1351 and encodes 428 amino acids. Gene Ontology annotation, biological process: intracellular transport. The record is from RefSeq and is a predicted model, not a curated record. The transcript has 2 exons. Gene Ontology annotation, cellular component: nuclear pore; cytoplasm. Lineage: Eukaryota; Viridiplantae; Streptophyta; Lycopodiopsida; Selaginellales; Selaginellaceae.